Molecule: messenger RNA, 2903 nt
Organism: Harpegnathos saltator (Jerdon's jumping ant)
Lineage: Eukaryota; Metazoa; Arthropoda; Insecta; Hymenoptera; Formicidae
Product: A-kinase anchor protein 17A
Exons: 9
Coding region: 248-2827 (859 amino acids)
Source: RefSeq, a predicted model, not a curated record
GAUUUGGUCUCAUCGGUGCGCGCGCGCAAAGAAGGAGAAAGCAUAAAUAGUAUGUUCGUGUCUGCAUCGAAGAUCGUCCACGAAGAUUAUCCAUGAUACUUCGUUGAUCCGCAUGCACAUGAGUUUGCCACUGGACGGACGGCGAGUGUAACGCGGCGACAUCAUCAACACCGGAACGAUAGUCGCUAGCUUCGCGCAAUGCAACCUCCCUACUGGGACAUUCUCAUCUUGCCAGCUUGUAAGAGAAAUGCAAAGAGAGGAGCAUAAACCGAUAACGAUGGAUGACGAUAAGCAGGUAGGUGAAACUUCUAGUAGCGAGGUUGCUAAUCGAUUUCGAAGCUGUAGGGAUCUGAGCGACAUCGUGUCGCUGUAUCCACCGCGCGCACUUUAUCUGAAACCACUUGCCAAAGUUAAUGUGUCAGUGAAUCUACCCCAACUGAAAACUCCAGGAAAGACAAUAUCAACAUGGGAGGUAAUGGAGAAGAUACGUGCGCUUAUUCUGCCAGACGAGUUUGUUUCCCUGAAAGUGGCCAAGAGCACUUUAGAGUUUAUCCGACUGGAGGGCGACCUGCGGGAUCGAUGCAGGUUGCAAAGGGUGCUGGCCAGGCUGGAUUUGCAACGCUUGAAUCUAGCUGGCUUCACAAGCGUUCUCAAGGUCCGUGCGGCAGAAACAAAGGACGACUUUCCAACCAGACACAACUGGGACUCCUACUUCAGGGACGCAAAGCACAUGAACGAGUUAAAAGCUGGCGAAAGGCCAGACACCAUCCACAUUUCCGGCUUGCCCGUUAAAUGGUUCACUGAGGACGAUUCGAAUACUCCGAGUGAGUCACUGAUCGUCAAGAUCUUUAAGAAAUGGGGCGCAUUGAGAAGAGUCGAUGUGCCCGCGGCAGACCCUUACAGGUCUAGAAUGCGCCUCGGUAACAAUAUUCAUAAAUUCAGUUACGAAGAAGGGAUAUAUUUCGAUGUGUACAUACAGUAUGUGGAAUAUAUGGCUUUCGUUAGAGCGAUGGAUGCCCUGCGCGGCAUGAAGUUGCUGAAAAAAGACGAGCAAAACUCGCUAACAGCAACGAUGAAGGUUGAUUUUGAUAAGACGAAACAUAUGAGUGACAAUUCUGUGUCGCAUCGAGAUUUCGAAAGAAAACGCUUAAUAGCGCAAGACAAUUUAGCGGCGGAGAAGCUGCGAAAAAAAGAGGAAGAGGAAAAGAAACGACGAGAAGAACAAAAAAAAAAGGAAGAGGCGGAUUCGGCGGCGAAAGUAAGUCGACAGCAAAAGCGGGAAGAAAAGCGAAAACGGAAAGCUCUCAAAAUGUUUCGCAAGCAAGAGGAAGACAAAGUGUCUAUGAAGAUUGCCAGAGAGGAGCAGAAAUUAAUAAAAGCUCAACGACAAUUGGAGAGCAUGCGAUUGUUGGAUGAAUUGUUUGAUAGAAUAAAAACCAAAGUGGAGAAAAACGAAAUUAAAUUAGGCCAAAAUAUGAAUGUAGAAGCGAGAAAGGAUGACAAGAAGAACGAUCAGACGGGCGAAAAUGCUAAUAAAUUAGAUUCGGAAAGUGAGAAGAAAGGCAAGAAGGAAGAUGUUAAGAAGAAGAAAUUGAAGAAAGAAAAAAAGAAAAAGAAAAAACGAAAGAAAAAACGAAGAAAGGACGACGAUUCCGGAUCAGACAGUUCGUUAGAAACUUUGGAUAAGGAGACAAGUAAUAAAAAGAUGAAGAACGUUUUGACGAAAAAUAAUUGCACACCAUCAUCGGCAGACGCAACUCUCCCUUAUGCCGACGCUUACGACCCGAUACAGAUGCUGAGGAUAUCGACGAUGUCGAGGUAUCCGUCAAUGUCGCCAGGAAUGCAAAUGAUGAGAAUACCAAUGUCUCGGUAUCCGGGAGCACAGAUGCUAAGAGAGCCAAUGGCGAGGUAUCAUUAUCCCGUGUCAUCUAUGCGUAGGGGUCGAGGAUAUUUCCCACGUUGCGAUGUGAGCUCUUAUGCGUUGACCAAUCCUUACUUAUACAACGAGGAUUAUUACGAGUACUUUACGCAUAUAGUUAAUCAAGACUCGAAGCGGCAGUCAUCUAAGUCGCGCAACCGUCGAAAGUCCACGAGCAGAUCAAUCUCGAAAACGAGAAACUCGAAAACUAGGUCGAAUAGUAAGACAAGAGCCAGAAGCGCCUCUAGAUCUCGCAGCAGGAGACGCAGCGGUUCGCGUUUCAGAAGCAGCGGUAAGAGAUCGAAGUCAACGUCCAGAUCGCGCUCCAGAUCGCGAUCGCGCCGCUCCAGAUCCAGACGAAAAUCGCGUUCCAGGAGCCGCUCUAAAUCACGGAGCCGGCGAAAAUCGGCCAGUAGAUCUGCUUCGAGAAAAAGGACAAGAACGAGGACGAGAUCGAGGUCGGGUUCGAAACACAGGAGCGCCACCAGGUCACGUAGCAAAAGACGCAGCAGCUCGCGCAGCAAACGACGCAGCAGCAGAUCAGUAUCACGGUCCAGAACACGUCGUUCGAGGUCCAGGCGGAAGUCGCGAUCCAAAAGUCGCUCCAGAUCCCGCGGCAGCGCUAGGAAUCGUUACAGGAAGAGACACGGUGGGAGAUCCUCCUCAGUUGUCAGGAUCACACGAGCAAAAUCGCGAACUGCAUCGCCCAAGCGGAGGUCGCGUAGCAGUUCGUGGUCUGUGCCGAGAUCUCCAGAUCGAAGAAGUGUUUCGUGGUCGAAAGCUGUUCCCGAAACCAACGUUAGCGAAAACGUGAACAAAAUAUCGGACGUAGUCAUCCAACAAGAGUCGCUGAAGGUGACGAAAGCGCAACAGGAAGUAGCCGCGAAUCAACAGGACUUGAAAGCAUGAUUUAGUUUUUUCUUUUUUCAUUUUAUAAAAAUGUAAUAAAAGAACGAGAUUUAUAAAUGAUUAUUUUGUUAUGUAA